Molecule: messenger RNA, 1665 nt
Organism: Lachancea nothofagi CBS 11611
Lineage: Eukaryota; Fungi; Ascomycota; Saccharomycetes; Saccharomycetales; Saccharomycetaceae
Source: the annotation of a GenBank genome assembly
AUGCUAAGAAAUGCUCGAUAUACAGCUUUAAGAACUAUCAAGACGCUACAUACACCGAUAUAUGAUGGAUCAGAUUUGAAGACCCGACAAAACUUGCUCCAUCACAUUGCUUUACUGGAAAAAGUGCUUCUGUCUGCAUCUUAUGACAGAUCAAUGCUAUACUCUGGAAAAUAUAAAAGACUUCCGCAGAUUAUAUCCGGAAACGAUACGGUAAAUGUCAACUAUGUUAUGAAGGAAUUUCUAACGUCAGUACAAUUAGCAGAGGCAGAAAAUCCCAACGUUCAGCGAAACCCAGCAACCAAACUGGGCAAGAUUGGUCUUCAAAUGUUUAUGGAUUGCCACCAAGACAACAUAACAGCGCUCGGGACUAGUCUUACAAAUGGACUUUUUGAGCGAUACAAUAGGAACCCAACCCAGGAAAUGGCGCAAGGAAUCGAAUUAGCACUAACAAAAGUACGAACAUUUCUGCAGGAUAACCGUAUAUUAGUGCAAGAACCGCACGAGAUUGACCAGUUAGUCGAGAAGAUUUGCUCCCAUAACCAAAAAAAUGCUGCGGCUAUUAAAAAAGUCUUGUCACAACUCGAUUACAACCUGGUUUCAGACGACGUAGUCCGCGUCACCCGCGGAAGAAGAACAGAUGACGAAACCGAAGUCUCAAAAGGUUGGAAAUACCCUACAGGUAUUAUAGAUUCGAAUGAAGCAUAUUUGAGAUCUUUACAAAUUCCCAAAAACAAUUUGGUCAGUGUAAAUAGCCCGAUGUUAGUCCUAGUGCACGACGGCACUUUGAAAGAUGCCAAUAACGUUCUUCCGGCUUUGCAUUACGCAGCAAAACAAAAAAAGUCCUUGUUUAUCAUCGUUAAUGGAGAAUGCAAAGGCGAUGCGCUUGCUGCUAUAACCAUCAACAACAAUAAAAAUAAAAGACAAAAUGUCGACUCACAAGCAAUCAUUGCCAAAUAUUCUGCUCGCGACCAUAACGGGUUGACUUUGCAAGAAAAUGUGGAUUUUUUAAAAUUUUUGAAAUUACCACAAGGUUUGGGAAGUGUUUACUCACCGGAUUUCAGCGAAUACGUACCAAGCUCUGCGUCUGCUGCUCAGUUUUUCGGAUCUUUAGAAUCGCUCAAAGCCACCACUGGUGAAGCGUUUUUGUACAAUUCGGGGACCAAUAUUCAAAACGCAGCUAUGCGCACAACGGUGACUUUACUAGUAGGAGGUCAAAGCGAAUUUGAGAUCGAUCAUAGAAGAGCGGAACUGGAUCACAUUAUCAAUAACGUGUUGUGCCACGGUAUGGCACAAGGAUGGAUUCCUGGUCACGGAAUAGCGUUGGCCAAAAGCAUCAAACCGCUAGAAAACGUCUCAAAACAAGACCCGUUUUUUUUAGGCAUCGAAGCUGUGGUUGCAAACCUUACCACGACCAUGGAAAACGCAUUGAACAAUUUGUACGGGGCUCAUAAAUACCAAGCGGCGAAACUCAUCGCAGAGACCAUAUUCGAUCCGGAGUUCACAACUGCGUUUCUACCACAUAGAUGCUCUGUGGUCGACCGAGGAGUUCUGGAACCUUGGAACAAAGUCGACCAGACGCUCGGUGGAGUGAUGACUUUUAUCAAGCUGAUAACGACCUGCGACGUGCUUGUAACAAGAUUCUUUGACAAGCCACGGAAGGACUAG